AUGUUGGAUGCCAAACCGCUUCCAGCGGAUCCAAGCGAUUGGCGAUGCGAAGAUGUGGCAGUUUGGUUGAGGAAGAUUGGAAUGGCAAAGUAUGCUGAUUUGAUUGCAAUUAAACAUAAGGUCGACGGCAAAUGCCUCCUUGCUCUCACAGACACCGAUUUGAAGGACCCUCCAGUUUCGAUCAACUGUCUCGGAGAUAUCAAGAAAAUUUUGUUUGGAAUCGAGAAGCUGAGUCAGAAAUCUGUGGAAAUCAGCAGUUCUCCGGUCUCUCGUCCACAUCAUCGUCCAUCUCCUUCAAACGGACACACACAAGCGUGGAAGGGCUCAAAAGAUGGGUUGUUGGUGGAAUACAACGAACAAAAUCAUUUGUCAAUUUCUGGAGAGGAUGUCGUCACAACCACUCGUCGAGCCGAAAUUGUUCAGGAUGAAGAGACGUUGUUGGAUACACUUGCAAAAUCGUCGGAUGGAACGUCCACGGUACAACUGAUCUCACGGGAGGAGAUAAUCCGACAAGUCGAGAGACCCGAUACGUAUUUCAAAUCGGUUGCUAAACUCCUUAUCGCUUUUGCAUACUCCUCGUUGUCGUUCCUUGCCACGUCAUUUGUUAUGGUUUUGGUUCAUGACAGAGUUCCAGAUACGAAGACGUACCCACCUCUGCCAGAUAUUGUUCUCGACAACGUUCCUCACAUUCCAUGGGCUUUCGAUAUGUGUGAAACAAUUGGAUUGGUGCUUGCCGUCGUUUGGUUCACUGUGCUCUUCUUUCACAAAGAGAGAGUGAUCAUUGCCCGGCGAAUGUUCUCACUACUUGGCACAGUUUUCCUUCUCCGUUGUUUCACCAUGCUCAUCACUUCAUUAUCUGUCCCUGGUAUCCAUUUGCAGUGUGAAGCAAGGCCCAACACUACAAUGCAAGAGAAACUGCACAAAGCAUUCCAUAUCUGGAGUAACCUCGGAAUGUCAUUGCAUGGUGUUCGAAGUUGUGGAGACUACAUGUUCAGCGGCCAUACCACUGUCAUCACCAUCAUCUCUCACUUCAUAACCGAAUACACACCAGCGGAUUGGACUGGUCUUCAUACCUUUACUUGGGUUCUUAACUGCUUUGCAAUCUUCCUCAUUCUUGCUGCUCAUGAGCAUUACAGUAUUGAUGUCUUUAUUGCAUUCUACAUCAGCUCUCGUAUGUUCCUCUACUACCAUGCCUACGCCUACAACCAUGCUGGAAUCACUGCAACCGACUACCGUAUGCGAACAUGGUUCCCCCUUGGAUGGUUCUUUGAGUACGGAUCACAGGGAAAGGUUGAGAACGAGUUCAGCCUCCCAAUCAACAUCCGAAUCCCUCGACGCAUUUUCUUCACCAAGACCGAGGAUCCAAAGCUCUCACCCAAGUCGGAACCGAGUCGGAAGAAAUCAGUGGUUUCUGUGAAACAAAACGGCAAUGGAAACUGCAAACACCAUUCCAAAAAACACAAUUAG
This is a messenger RNA of Caenorhabditis remanei, 1467 nucleotides long. RefSeq lists its product as uncharacterized. Bases 1 to 1467 code for a protein of 488 amino acids. Gene Ontology annotation, cellular component: endoplasmic reticulum membrane; Golgi membrane. The record is from RefSeq and is a predicted model, not a curated record. The transcript is spliced from 9 exons. Gene Ontology annotation, biological process: ceramide biosynthetic process. Gene Ontology annotation, molecular function: sphingomyelin synthase activity; protein binding; ceramide cholinephosphotransferase activity. Lineage: Eukaryota; Metazoa; Nematoda; Chromadorea; Rhabditida; Rhabditidae.